GCAGCGUCACGAGGUCACGAGAGAGUUCACUUUCGGUUCCCUGGUAAGAAUGGUCGAAGAACAAUUGUAAGUGCCUGAAUCAUGUUCAUUGGAGAUACCGGUAUGGCAAAGAAUGGGAGAGGAUAAAUAAGAAUUUGUGAAAUACGGUGUCCUCUGUAAAAGACGUAAGCUUCCUCCCCUUCCCAUCAUGGCUACCUCCAUGGAUCAGUCCACUGUUCUUGAAGAUGAGCUCACCUGUCCCGUGUGCUUGGACCUGUUCCGUGACCCCCACCUGCUGCCUUGCGGCCACAACUUCUGCCUCCUCUGCGUCCGCCGCCUCAAACGCCAGGCAGAGCGAGGUCGCUUCCGUUGCCCAGAGUGUCGCGAGAGCCACCGCUGCUCCGCAGGCUCGCAGAAGAACUUCAAGCUGGCCAACAUCGCCGACGACUACCGCCUCCGGGGACAGGCAGCGUUGUCAAGACUACAACAACCAGAUGGUGGCCGCCCGGCAACAGCCAAGAUCCCUGUGUCCGUGCCCUGUGACUACUGCCGCCCAGGGGACAUUAGCGAGGCGGGGAAAGGGGAACCUGGAGCUCCCGGGGCUGGAGGAGAGGUGGUGUUUGCCGUGAAGACGUGUCUGAAAUGCGAGGUGUCCAUGUGUCAGGAGCAUGUGAAGCCCCACCUGGAGCUUCCUGCAUUUAGGGAGCACCCCCUGACCGAGCCCCUGGGAGACCUUAGGAAGAGGAAGUGUCCCGAACAUGAUGAGAUGUACCGCUACUACUGCAUGGACGACAGCAUGUGUGUCUGUAAUGCCUGUACCAUAGAGGGGGGCCACGCCGGACACACCAUCAAGACCCUGAAGAACACCAUGAAGGGUCUGAAGGACAUUCUGGAGACCCAGCUACAGAAGGUAGACAGGAAGUUGAGCAAAGCAGAAAAAACUCUCCAGGAGCAGAAAGUGGAGGAACAAAUUAACACGAAGUUCCUGGAGGACUCGGACCAGCGGAUCAUGACGGUGGGGGAGGAGUUACAGGUCCACCUGGAGGGCUUGCUCACAGCUUUAAGGGACUGUACACGCUCCCAAGAGAGUGAGUGUAGCCCCAACAUCCAGCGGAACAUAGCCAAGGUGACCCAGGAUCACGCUCGUCUGCAGGAUGUCCACAGCAGAAUCCAGAACCUCGCCCAGGAGAACGACCCCUUCCGCUUCCUAGAGGCAUACAAAUCAUCAAGCAAAAAUUUCUGCAGGCAGUUGAAGAAGCCCCUCUUCUACCCAGAGUAUGUUGGUGUGGAUACUGAAGGCCUGGCUGAGGCCCUGGAGGUUAAGCAGGAUGACUUCCUCACUAAUGUACGCUCCUGCAUCUCUCAAUUCAUCGACGAUAUCUGUCCUUCAGUCAGGGAAGAGCCGGACACCGGAGGAGAGGAGGAUGAAGAUGACGACGAGGAGGAUGGCAGUGAUGGAGAUGAACAAGAGGAGGAGAUGAGCGAGGAAGAGGAGGGUAUACACGACCACGAGUCAGCAGACGAACUCUACGGUGAGGAAGAUGAAGAGGAGAUUUAUUCGAACUGAUGAAAUGACUAUGGGGUGAAUUGUCUAAUCCAUUCUUCCAUUUAAGUCAACCUGUCUCUCAUAGCCUCCCACUGACCAAUAUUUGACCAUGUAAACAUUUUACUUUGAAUUUAGGAUUUUCCCAACCAUUUUGGGAAUCCUUUCAAAUAUUAUACAUUCUACAUCAAUGUUUCGAAGGAGAGAUGUUUAUGGGUGCAUGGAACCAUAUUUCAUAUAUAGUGCACUACUUUUGACCAGGCUUUGGUCAAAUGUUGUACACUAUUUAGGCCAGGGCUAUUCAACUAUAUUCUUACAGAUGUAAAAAAGGUUAAUUGCAGGGGGGGCAGACAUUAUCCACAUGCGUUUAGUUUAAGGAAGAACUGUUUAAAAAAUAAAAGCACACAACAAGUACUUUUCUUAAAUUGUUGCUAAAAUGAAUUAGGAAAGAAGUGGAUGUCGCUCAACCAAUGUGGUUAGAGGUGCAACCCAAAAAUGCAAUAAUUGAAAAAGAAAAGGCGCAAUGUUCGCUCACCAUUUAAAGCUUCUUAAAAGUAAUUAGGUCAUUUUAAAUUCUGAAAACGAAGUAUCUCAAAAAAUAACACACUUAUGUCAAGUCCGGUAAUGCCAAAUUCCAGUCUGAAGGAAGUAUGCUUUGAGUUUAUUUCCCUCAGUCAUUUGGUGUGUUUUUUUUUGUCACACUUCCUCUAGCAAGUCCUCGUGGGCAUCAGAGAGGGAAACAGAAGGCAUGUACGUGUGCUUAGCUUUCAGAAAUGGGGUCAAAAUGUAUUUGUUCCCUUAAACUGUUCAAAUGCUAGAGCCAAACUCAUAUAAAGAAAGAAUAAUCCAAAUGUCACGUAGGUUUCUAGAAACUAUAGUGCUUGUCAUUUUGGCCCGCAGGCCCACAGGCCACCAGUUGAAUAGCCCUAAUUUAUGAAUACAGGACCUGGUCUAGUAUAUAGUGCAUUCGGGUAAGGAUUCAGAGACCCCUCAACUUUUUCCAUAUUUUUGUUACAUUACAGCCUUAUUCUAAAAUGUAUUAAAUUUGUUUUUUUUCUCCCCAAAAUCAAUUUACACAAACUACCCCAUAAUUAUAAAGCAAAAACAAGUUUCUAGACAUUUUAGCAAAUGUAUAAAAAAAACUGAAAUCACAUUUACUUACGUAUUCAGACCCUUAACUCGGUACUUUGUUGAAGCACCUAUGGCAGCGAUUACAGCCUCGAGUCUGCUUGGGUAUUACGUUACAAGCUUGGCACACCUGUAUUUGGGGAGUUUUUCCCAAUUGUCUCUGCAAGGCCUUUCAAGCUCUUCUGUCAUGUUGGAUGGGGAGCGUGUCUCUAUAGAUGUUUGAUCGGUCCUGAGCGCUCUGGAGCAGGUUUUCAUCAGGGAUCUCUCUAUACUUUGCUCCGUUCAGCAUGAUGCCGCCACCACCAUGACCCUCAGGGUCUGAGAGUCUUUUGUUGUCUUUUGGCAAACUCCAAGCGGGCUGUCAUGUGCGUUUUACUGAGGAGUGGCUUCCGUCUGGCCACUCUCCCAUAAAGGCCUGAUUGGUGGAGUGGUGCAGAGAUGGUUGUCCUUCUGGAAGGUUCUCCGAUCUCCACAGAGGAACGCUCGAACUCUGUCAAAGUGACCAUCGGGUUCUUGGUCACCUCCCUGACCAAGGCCCUUCUCCCCCGAUUGCUCAGUUUGGCCGGGCGGCCAGCUCUUGGAAGGGUCUUGGUGGUUACAAACGUCUUCCAUUUAAGAAUGAUGAAGGCCACUGUGUUCCAAUUCCUUCGACCUCAUGGUUUUGUUUUUGCUGACAUGCACUGUCAACUGUGGCACCUUAUAUUGACAGGUGUUUGGCUUUCCAAAUCAUGUCAAAUCAAUUGAAUUUAGGUGGACUCCAAUCAAGUCGUAGAAACAUCUCAAGAAUGAUCAAUGGAAACAGGGUGGACCUGAGCUCAAUUGCGAGUCUUAAUAGCAAAGGGUCUGAACUUAUGUAAAUAAAGUAGUCCUAUUUUUAGUUUAAUAUAAUUUAAUACAUUUUAUAAUAAGGCUCUAAUGUAACAAAGUGGAAAAAGUCAAGGGGUCUGAAUACUUUCCGAAAACAGUGAAAGCUACAUUUUAUUUUGUAUUCUCUGGUUGAACGCAUGGUGCAUUGUUAUACUGUGUUCAUUAUUUGAGUGCACUGGAUAAUUAAUAUUAUAUAAAUAAUUAAAAGGUAUUGCACUUACCUGCAGAUAUGAAUUUCAAACCACAAUAGUUCACAACUAAUUUAGUACGUCUAGGUAUCCUUGAGUCCAAUAUUUGUAACCAUAGGGGUUAGCAAGAUGGCAAAAACAGAUCUGGGACCAGGCUAGCAUUUAGGUGUUUGUGUAACUAGACACGUGAGUGCAUGUCUUGACUGAAUUCUGACAUAUGUGAAUUUAUACAGAAGAUGGAUUGUAGAAAGAAAACAAAGGAGACUUGACAGACGGGUAGAUGUGUUAAAGCGUGGGUGUGUUCUUCAAAAGCUGUUCGCAAUUUGUCAAAUAAGUUGAGAUAAUGUUUAUCAAUCUGUUUAAUAAUGCACAAUAUAAUGCAGUAUAUGUUUGUAAUCAUUUGCACACCCACGGUCCUAUUCAUUAGGCACCAAAGAAGAAAACUGGGAAGGAUGGACCAGGACUUGUCCAAUAAGAAGCCCUUGUUCUCCUUUCCCGUUGCAAAACGUUUUGAAAUGGUGCAUACUAAUGAAUACGACCCAUGUUUCAUGACUUGCAGUUCGGGGAAACAUUUGCAGGUCUACUUCUAAUGACUGUAGCAAUCGAUAAUGUGUGCUAUUUUAGACAUAUUUUGUAUGGCUAUCUAUUUGCAAAUAAGUUCUGCAAAUAACAUGGUGGUACAUCAUGGCUUUUGUGUCUUGCAUGGGAUCUGUUUUUUCUUCACAUUGUUACAAAAGUUGACAGUGAAUGUUUGUAAAUAUCAUUUGACAAAAUAGUAUAUUUUUCAGGGAUUUUCAUACGGGUGAUUUUGAGCAAAUUAGUUUGUCGUUCUAUCCAGCCAAUCAAUUCUGCAUGAAUGUUAUAAAGAUAAAUAAAUGCAAUGUGCUGUUAUUACA
Molecule: messenger RNA, 4601 nt
Organism: Oncorhynchus keta (chum salmon)
Lineage: Eukaryota; Metazoa; Chordata; Actinopteri; Salmoniformes; Salmonidae
Product: E3 ubiquitin/ISG15 ligase TRIM25-like
Exons: 9
Coding region: 188-1546 (452 amino acids)
Molecular function (GO): zinc ion binding
Source: RefSeq, a predicted model, not a curated record